Saccharomyces mikatae IFO 1815 is the source of this 225-nucleotide messenger RNA. RefSeq names its product Dpi8p (gene DPI8). NCBI's taxonomy places the organism in Eukaryota, Fungi, Ascomycota, Saccharomycetes, Saccharomycetales, Saccharomycetaceae. Bases 1 to 225 code for a protein of 74 amino acids. The record is from RefSeq and is a predicted model, not a curated record. The transcript has a single exon.
AUGAUCGCUCAGAGUACUAGAUUAGCCGCCGCCGUCACCUCUUCAGCCGCCUCCGUUGGUGUUUCGAGAAUAGCCGCCGGCGCUAUGGCGAGCGCUAUUUUCAAGAGAUCUCCAGGAAACUCGUUCAGCUCGUUUAAAGAAUAUAGGGAAAACGCCAAGACGUAUGGACCAUUGAGUGCCUCACUGGCUACAAGAAGACAUUUGGCUCACGUUCCGAAGCUGUAG